Molecule: messenger RNA, 1103 nt
Organism: Mustela erminea (ermine)
Lineage: Eukaryota; Metazoa; Chordata; Mammalia; Carnivora; Mustelidae
Product: natural killer cells antigen CD94-like
Exons: 7
Coding region: 380-850 (156 amino acids)
Biological process (GO): positive regulation of natural killer cell mediated cytotoxicity; stimulatory C-type lectin receptor signaling pathway
Source: RefSeq, a predicted model, not a curated record
AGAAGCUACUGACUUUACUGCUUCUUAUUCAUAUGAUACAUUCACCUAUAGAAGAUUUGAGAACAUUGUUCAAAUAAAUAAUUUUUCAUUUUUUUUUCCUUUUAAAUUUCUUCAUGCAUAACUUUUGGAUUAUUUAGCUUUCAGCUCAGCUCUGUGAACCAACACACCACCAUCCUUCUUGAUUAAGCACGUACUGUGUGCUGCCAGCAUCGACACUGGAACAUUCCUCAUGGCAGCCUAUAAAACACAACUUGAUGCCUACUGAUGUAUUCUUACUCUGGAUCUCUAAGCUUCUUUGUGGAAUUAAGAAAUAAAUGCUUCUCAGACCACCCCAUGGAAUUUGAUUUCUGGCAUCUUAGGAGUAACGUGCCUUAUUUUGAUGGCUAUUAUGGGAAUUUUGUUGAAAAAUUUAUAUCCUAAACAAAGUAUUCAGCCAACAUUGUCACCAGAUGAAAUCACUGAAGUCCAGAAAGACUUUGACUGUUGUUCUUGUCCAAAAGGCUGGAUUGGGUACCAGUGCAACUGCUACUUCUUUUCUGGUGAAUUAAAGACUUGGAAGGAAAGUCAGAGUUUCUGUGCUUUUCUGAAUUCCAGUCUACUUUGGUUCCAAAACAGAGAUAAAUUGCAUUUUUUGAGCUCUAGUACAUAUUUUUACUGGAUUGGACUCCUUUACCAUAACGACAAAAAGGCCUGGCUGUGGGAAGAUGGCUCUCCUGUCUCCCAAGAUCUAUUGCCAUCACUUCAAAAAUUAAAUACAGAGAAAUGCAUAAUAUAUAGCUCAAGCCAAGGUAUAUUGGACGAACGCUGUGAUGAUGAAAGUCGUUUUAUAUGUAAAAAAGAGCUUAUUUAAGUGUUUCUUGGAGUGGGAGGGGUGGGCAGUGAAGAUUCAGUAGUACUAAGAAAUGACUUCACCUCUUAUAUUAUUGCUAAUUAUCUACUUCUGGGAUCUGUAAAAUGUUUCAAAUCAAGUCUUAUGAUACAAUUUUCAUACAUUUGAAAUCAUGUGAUUUAAAAUUGGUGAAAUUUGGGGCAGCUGAGUGGCUCAGUCAGUUAAACAGCUGCCCUCAGCUCAGGUUAUAAUCCUGGAGUCCUGGGAUUGAGCC